UCCCUGCUGCCCACCACGGCCUAGAUCUUCCCGCCGCGGGAGGCUGUCCGGGGGACACGGGUGUCCCCCGCCCCACACUGGAAGAUGGGGGCUGUGUGACUGGCCGGGCUCCGCCGCCGCCGCCCCCGCGGUGGGUUUGCUGCGCUGCCGUGAUGGACGACGCCUCCACCCUGGAUUACGAACUGCUGUCGCCAGGGCAGGCGGAGCCCGGCCCCGGGGCCCUCGGCAUGGACGCCGAGCAGAAGACCGUCUUCGCCUUCGUCGUCUUCCUGCUCAUCUUCCUGGUGAUGCUGAUGGUGCGCUGCUUCCGCAUCCUGCUGGACCCGUACAGCCGCAUGCCGGCCUCGUCCUGGACUGACCACAAGGAGGGGCUGGAGCGCGGCCAGUUCGACUACGCCCUCGUCUAG
Messenger RNA from Candoia aspera, 407 nucleotides. RefSeq names its product cortexin 1 (gene CTXN1). The record is from RefSeq and is a predicted model, not a curated record. NCBI's taxonomy places the organism in Eukaryota, Metazoa, Chordata, Lepidosauria, Squamata, Candoiidae. The transcript has a single exon. Bases 153 to 407 code for a protein of 84 amino acids.